CGUCGAUAGCUGCGUUUGUUUGUGAUUUUCUCACGAGUUAGCGUAUACAAAUAAAUUGAAAAGCAUAUUUAUCACAGUUUUGUAAUGGCUCAGAAUGAAGAUACAGAACUCAGAGAUUUAGUAUUAGACGCCUUAGAAAAGAAUGGAUCCCUUGCCAAAAUUCGCGCUUUGUUGCGGGCUAACCUUUUUUUGGUUUUUGAAGAUGAAUGUCAUAUAAAACAAAAUGAGGCUCUAGAUAAAAUUCUUAACUUACCAGAAGGGAAACUAUGCUUUUCUAUAGUUCAUGAGUUUCUAGAAUUCUGUAAUCUUAGAAAUACUUUAUUUGUUUACAAAUCUGAAACGAGACAAGGCAAUGAAUACGAAUACCAGAAUGAAAAUAUCCUCAGAGAGAAAUUAUAUCUAUCAAAAUGUGACGACGUCAAGGAGCCGAUUUUACUUUCUCUUAUUAAAAGAACAUUGAAUUUGGAAGAAAAAAAUGAAUAUCAAAUAAAUGAUAAACACCAUAAUAGCCAAAACAAAAUAAAAAAAAAAUUUGGAACUGAAGAAAACUGUACUUAUACUGUUCAAGAAGAUUCGUGUGCAUCUAGUCAAUCUAACUCCGAUAAUUCCUCAGAAAAACUUGAUCUCAGAUUGCAACUUGAAAAUUCUGAUACAGAUACUUCAUCUUCAUCAAAAGGAAAAAGUUGCUCGGAAUACAUACCUAAUAAAAUAACAAAAAAAUCUGUAAACAUUAACAAAAUAAAUAUAAAAGAGCAAAAGAAUAAUAUAAAUGAAACUACAACUCAAAACAUAACUUCUUUUAAAUUUAACAAUGAAAGCAGUCAAAACUAUCUUCAAGACAUCAAAGUGGCUAACAAUAGCAGUGAUUCCACAUCAUAUGCAGAAUUAAAACCCUUUAACUCCAGAGACUCAAUACUUCUCAAUACAACCGGGUUACCUUUGAGCUUGGAGAAAGAAGUAAACCAAGUUUCUCCUCAACACAAUUCAAACUCCACAAGCUCUAAAAUAGAAACAUUGUCUUUAAACCAAACAUUGUCUAGCCGAUCAGAAAACAUAACGAAAUCAAAUAACCAGAAUUCCAGUAAAAACAGUAUUAAAAAAUCACCACAUCAUGAAAUAGAAAAUAAUCCUACAGAAUACAGCUAUGACUUUACUUCACCAUUAUCGGAUCGAAAAGAAAGCUCGGGAAGAAAUAUAAAAAAUCAGGAGAUUGUGAAUAAUGCCAUCAAGACGGAUACUCAUAGUCCUAAACAAAACUCAAUGAGUUCUCAAAGUUCAGUUUCCAUAUCUGAUGUUGCUGAUUUAAUAAGUGAGAACAACAGUAAAACAUACCAUCUCGAAAGGAUGUCGGUACAAUCCAAAACUUCUAACAGCAACAUAUAUAACAAGAGUCCGAGAGAGGGUAAGACAUUUAGUGAUGACUCGGGUGAUUUCUCGGAAUCUCCUAUACCAUCACUGUCUAAUCUCAGUUUGGACAUACAUAGUGAAUAGCUAUAGCUAAUACACAUUGUUAUUGAAUAUUAUUUAAAUAUUUCUUUACUAAUAUUACAUUAUUAACUAUUUUACCCGUGUUAAAUUCCUUAUGUAAAUGAUGAAUUAACACAUUUUAAAGCAUUUGCAUUGUAGUUGUAAGGCCUAGGAAGAUCAUGACAUUUUUUUCACUUGUGGUUACGAAAUUAAGAUGAAAAAAAUUAAAAUUGAAUUUAUGGAAUUUUAGAAUGAGAAUAAUCUAUGUUGAAAGAACCUAAAUUUAGACUAAUGGCCUUUACAAAAUCUAGCUUAGUUCAUAUUGGUAUAUAAGCCUAAUUUAUUCAUAUGUAAAAUAUGUUUUUUAAACUACAUCUCAAUAUUCUAAUAACUAUCUUUGGAAUAUAGAUAGUCUCUAAUUGUAGUUGAUUUUAUUUAUGCUAAUUAGAAAAAUAAAUAUUAACAAAAAAUAUUAUCUCAAAUAGCCAAUUAUUUUAUUAAUCUAUAUAUAUUUAAAUUUGUUCCUAUUAAAAAACUUUAUAUAAAUAGUUUUGAUUAGUAAAAAAAUUUUUUUCACAAAUGCCUCUCAUAUUUAUUAAAAAAAUAUAUAUAUUGUCUAGGUAAAUGUAUGUAUAACUAUCUUAUUAUAUUAAAGAGUAAUAAAAUUUGUGUUGUAAUGUAAGAUGUCUACUGAAAUACCAUGUCUUGUCAGUUCCGUGGUUUAUAUGCUGUUACAGAAAUAAAUCUUUAGUUGUAAAUUUUCAAAACACAUCUAGUAUUAGAAUUUAAUAUGUUUUGUGUUGCUACUGGUUGUGCCUUAAUUGAUUUAAGGAAAUUCUAAUAUUGUUCCUCUGAAAUUCAGUGAAAGCUAGUCCUAAGUUCUUGAGAACACCACAGUUCCGUCCAAAUUGCUCCAUAUUUAUUUUUGUUCUUAUACAACCUCUACUGGACUAUGUUAAAGUUUAAUUUCACUUUCCAAGCUUAUAAUAAAAAUCUGCUCUAUUAUGAGGGAUAUAGUAAGUAAAAUUAAAAAUUAAUAUAAGAUGGAAAGAGAAAGGUUGCAGUGAAAUGGCAAGGAGUCAUUGUGAUGUCCUCGUAACUAUAUAAUUAAUUUUAAAAUGCUUUGCUUUAUAUCUAUAAUCGACAUUAAAUAUUUGUGUCUAAUGGA
Danaus plexippus (monarch butterfly) is the source of this 2635-nucleotide messenger RNA. Its product is annotated as type-2 histone deacetylase 1-like. Bases 85 to 1491 code for a protein of 468 amino acids. Gene Ontology annotation, cellular component: microtubule organizing center. NCBI's taxonomy places the organism in Eukaryota, Metazoa, Arthropoda, Insecta, Lepidoptera, Nymphalidae. The record is from RefSeq and is a predicted model, not a curated record. The transcript has a single exon. Gene Ontology annotation, biological process: microtubule anchoring.